This is a messenger RNA of Aspergillus tanneri, 2442 nucleotides long. RefSeq lists its product as uncharacterized. The record is from RefSeq and is a predicted model, not a curated record. The transcript has a single exon. Bases 1 to 2442 code for a protein of 813 amino acids. Lineage: Eukaryota; Fungi; Ascomycota; Eurotiomycetes; Eurotiales; Aspergillaceae.
AUGUCGGUGAACCAGCCCUUUGGCUCCACGGAUGAUGGUAUAAGAAUAACAAAACCCAAAGCCUCCAACCAAAGGCCAUCUACAGCUGUUAAGGACACAAUUGAUCGCAGACUAAAACACCUUAAAGAAGAAGUCCUUCCUAUCUAUCCUUUUCUCCUCACAGUUCCAACCGAUGUGCCGUUUCGCCUUGGGAGUCGCUUUAUCAACAAUUGGGCAGUGAGCAGCGACGGCCCAUUCAGCCCAGAGGAGCAACAACUUCAGUAUAUGACAUUUUUAACUCACCACGAAGGGGAUUCCUUGUUGGUGGCUGUAGGGGAUUGGUCUGACGGAACGGGGAACGUCAUGUCCGAUCUGCGUCCUGACCCCCAAAGUGCGGCAAGCACGCCCUCGAACAGGUCCAUCAAGAAGAUUAGCUUAAAUGAUUAUAAAAAUAAGAGGAAGACUAGUGGAACGACUUCUCCUGUUGGUCAGGAAGCUAACAACCAUACCACUCCAACGACUUACGUUGUCGCCGAUACCCACCGCAUUCCAAAAGUCGACCCUAUAGGAAAUAAUCUACAGAGGAAGUCAAAUAAAUUCGCAUUUAUUCAGCCCUCUUCUGGGCAUACUCUCGAGAGCACAGAGCGCAAACGAUGCCCCGAGCCUGAAAACGAAAAUUCGAGGCCACAGGAAAGGAAAGAACCUAGGAUAACACACCAAAAGAAGCCAAGAUUGUCUCCUACCGGUUCGAUUGAGCCUAAAACACUAGAUCGGUCGAAGGCGAACGAGCUUCCAACCCUCUUAUCACCCACUCUUCCACCGACCACCAACAGCCCUAGACUACCCCGUCUUUUAUCUCCCACCUUACCGCCAGAUCUCGAGAAAGAGCUAGCCAGGUUAGAAGGGAAUCCGCCACAGCAGAAACGUAACUCGAGUGCCGAGUUAGUGAAAGUUCGGUCAAAACAAGACAGACCAUUGAAUCGCAGCACGCAGGUGGAUUCAACACCCACUAUUAGUAGGCAGGGAUCAAAUGGUAAAUACCUGAACUCAACAUCUGACAGGAAUGCUACUGCUUCCCCCCCGGUGAUACCAGAGAGCCAUGGUACACCGAAGACGAGCUUGACAUACCAGACAAACAGCAAAGCAAGUUCGCUUGAUGCUUCAGUGAGACAACAAUUAGUUGUGAAAUUGAAGUACGGCAGGUCGAAUAGGAAGCGUGUUGAGGCUCUUCUCAAGUUCUCUGGCAAAAAGAAACAGGCUCCGCCAAACUCCCCGGUGAGGGACCCCGUCGACCCCGAGCUUUCCCAGACAAUGAAAGUUGAACAGAACGUGAUGAGGAUCCCUGCACCUGACCGCUCUAGUUCCCGAUCACAUCGUGUAGAAGGUAGAACAAAGCUAGGGACGAGUACACAAUCGAUUGUUUCUUUAAGUGAGGGGCCCAGAGACCCAAAGCUGUCUAUUCCGGAGAAGGUCCGCACAUCUAAGCUUCCCAUAUCAGAUUCCGCACUACACCAACAAGGGAGAGCAAGUCAAGCUUUGGUAGCCUCAGGAAGGGACCUCGGAGUCUCAAUGACUCGGUCAGAGACUGGUUGUGACAGUAAGACACCCUUUUCGUCAGUCGUCAAGAAUACUGUAGCCGAAGCGGUUGCUACUGCGAAGCUGUCACCGCUACAGUCUAGUGGCCAACCAACUGUUCAACGAAACAGUGAUCGCCGAGCUUGGAAAGAUGAGUAUCAGAAAUAUGGAAAUCUGGGCCGGGAGUUAAAGCAUGCUGCGGAGCGGCAUACUGCGAAAGAUACUGUGACUGGUGCAGAUGAGAAGCUGGCUGUGGCAACUGCGAUUGAAGCCAUUCUCUGCUUCAUUCUAGCAUUUGUUGCUGAUGAUCAAUCGAAGACUUUACCUAGCCAAGCUGGGGAUUCGUCAUCAUGGCUAUCUAUCCUUGCAUAUUGGCGCGUUGUGAAAAAGAACAGUAUCUCUUACCCACAUCUUCACAGUCUUUGUUCAAUUCUUGGUGCUGUUUCUUACGAUGCUAUUCAUUCACUUGAUUUGGAACGACUUGCGAUCACCCCACUACCAAGGGAAAAUACGCCCGCGCAGGCCCCACUGAGUGAUGAGAGCAGUGCUCUAAUAGAGGAAAGCAGAAGGAAUCGAAAGGAAAUUCAAGAAUUGAAAAAUCGGCUACCUGAGUACUACAGGGAAUCUCAACGACUAUGGCUGGAAGGUCUACGAGGACUUUCGGAGGAUGUCCUUGCUCGUGAAUUUCCCAGUACCUGGUCCAAGCGAUCCAGAAAUUUUUCCGAACAAGGGAGGCAACAACUUAAAGUUGGGGAUUUCUCUGGCGAAUUCUUCUUGCCGCUAGGGAGAGCCAACUCCCCCGUGGAAACUGUCCGGUUUGGAUACGAGGUUCUUAAGGAGUGGUGCACGAAGGAGGGUGUAGUAUGGAGGGGUCUGCUCAAUCUAUAA